Molecule: messenger RNA, 522 nt
Organism: Aspergillus wentii DTO 134E9
Lineage: Eukaryota; Fungi; Ascomycota; Eurotiomycetes; Eurotiales; Aspergillaceae
Exons: 4
Coding region: 1-522 (173 amino acids)
Source: RefSeq, a predicted model, not a curated record
AUGCUACAACGUGGCAGUAGUUCUUAUCUGCUGCUUCUUUUUCUUGCCCUCCUUUCUUGCGCGUCAUUGGCACUAGCAUCCACACCUACUUCAUUCUGCAAAUGUACCUGUUUCUCCAAUAGCACCAUCAUCCCCCUUGACCCCGCACAGCCAGAAACCACCUCGGCUCUAAACAACCUCUUCCACAUCCGGAAUCGCCGCUUCACUGAAGAUGAUGACACCGAGAUUGAGAAAAGGACCAGCAAAGACAAGAGCAAAUAUCGGCCACUGAGCUGUACCGAUUGUAACCGGAAAUUUUGUCUUGAUUACGACUUGCCCACUUGUAAGAACGCGAAGGAGGAGGAUGUGUUUACUACUUGUUUCCAACGAGACUCGGCCAAAGAUGAAGCUAUCGUGUUCAUUUUCAUAUUUGCGACAAGCGGUCUUCUAGCAUGGGCAGUCUUUAAGCCAUGGGUGGAAAAGUGGAUUGAGGCAGCACGGGAACGCCGGUCAUACAUCCCUGUCUCUGAAAAUGAGACGUGA